This is a messenger RNA of Cucurbita maxima (winter squash), 2386 nucleotides long. RefSeq names its product probable LRR receptor-like serine/threonine-protein kinase At5g63710. Gene Ontology annotation, biological process: protein phosphorylation. The transcript is spliced from 12 exons. The record is from RefSeq and is a predicted model, not a curated record. Bases 98 to 2098 code for a protein of 666 amino acids. Gene Ontology annotation, molecular function: ATP binding; protein binding; protein kinase activity. Lineage: Eukaryota; Viridiplantae; Streptophyta; Magnoliopsida; Cucurbitales; Cucurbitaceae.
AAAGCAAAGGUGGAGGUGGAUGUGGUGCUAAUUGUGUAUUCAUUUCUGAAUGAUACAGAUCGAUCAAUGAUAUUAAAAGCAGAGGCCCAUAGGUGCGAUGGGAACAGAGAUUCUAAUGCUCAUUCGCAUUCGGAUUCCACCAUCAACUGGCAUAACAAGCAAGCAGCAGCAGCGGCAGCAGCAGCUCAGCCUCAUUUUCAUCUUGCAUUUUCAUUUUGAAUGCUUUGUGGGGCCCUUCAUGAUCCAUUCUUCUUUGCUUGCAGCUUUUGCAGCCUCUGAAGCCAUGGCUGAUACUAAAGGAGAUACUCCCAUGUCUUCAAUGUUCUGUAGAAGGAAUCCCUUAAGACUCAUCAUUCAGGGGCUGUUGCUGUUCUCAUUGUUGAGGUUGAAUUAUGCAUCCACGGAUCCUGAUGUGGAAGGAGAAGCUUUGGUUGAUUUGUUAGGGGCACUUAAUGAUUCCAAUCAUCAAAUAACUGAUUGGAACUAUCACUUAGUAAGCCCUUGCUUUAGUUGGUCGCAUAUUACCUGCCGAAAUGGAAACGUUAUAUCAUUGAGCUUGGGUUCAGCAGGAUUUUCAGGAUCACUCUCUCCUUCAAUUACAAAACUCAAAUAUUUGGCCAGUCUGGAUUUGCAGAACAAUAAUAUAGCUGGUGUUCUACCAGAUUAUCUAGCUAACAUGACCCACCUACAGAAUUUGAAUCUUGCUAAUAAUAACUUCAAUGGCCCCAUCCCUGCAGCUUGGGGUCAACUUGCUGGUCUAAAGCAUCUGGAUCUCUCAGAUAACAACUUAACAGGAGAAGUUCCAGCUCUAUUCUUUUCAAUUCCAAUGUUCAACUUUUCAAGAACUGGUUUAAACUGUGGCUUUAGGUUGGAUAAACCUUGUGUUUCGACCUCUCCCCAUCGAGCUUCUGUAAAGAAUUCUAAGGUUGGGGUAGUGGCAAGUACUGCAAGCUGUGGGGGAUUCAUUCUUCUGUCAAUUGGUGCCUUCUUUGCUUAUAGAUGCUUCUACAUGCAUAGGCUUAAGGAUUCCAUGUUUGUUGAUGUUGCUGGUGAAGAUGAAUGUAAACUUUGCUUUGGGCAAAUCAGAAGAUUUUCAUUGCGGGAAAUCCAGCUUGCGACCGAUAACUUUAACGAGACGAACAUCAUUGGCCAAGGAGGGUUUGGAAAAGUAUAUAAAGGCAUCCUCUCAGAUGCCUCCAAGGUGGCUGUGAAACGGUUAACUGACUACAAUAGUCCUGGUGGGGAGGCUGCAUUCCUAAGAGAAGUUCAACUAAUAAGCGUUGCAGUGCAUAGAAAUCUCCUCCGGUUGAUUGGUUUCUGCACGACUACGUCUGAGAGAAUCCUUGUUUAUCCAUUCAUGCAGAAUCUUAGCGUGGCUCAUCGCUUGAGAGAUUUAAAACCAGGAGAAAGAAGCUUGGACUGGGCCACGAGAAAACAGAUAGCCUUUGGUGCAGCUCAUGGUUUGGAGUAUUUGCAUGAACACUGUAAUCCUAAGAUCAUCCAUCGUGAUCUGAAGGCUGCAAACAUAUUAUUAGAUGACGACUUCGAAGCUGUUCUUGGAGAUUUCGGAUUAGCCAAGCUAAUCGAUACUAAAGUAACUCAUAUUACCACUCAAGUGCGCGGUACAAUGGGUCAUAUCGCCCCGGAAUACUUGUCCACUGGUAAGUCAUCUGAAAAGACUGAUGUUUUCGGAUAUGGUAUCACCCUUCUUGAGCUUGUCACCGGUCAGCGCGCAAUAGAUUUCUCCCGUCUCGAAGAGGAGGAAGACGUUCUUCUACUCGAUCAUAUAAAGAAGUUGCAGAGGGAGAACAGGCUUGAAGAUGUUGUGGACAAGAAUUUAACGAGCUACAACGAGAAAGAAGUCGAAAACAUAGUUCAGGUGGCGUUGCUUUGCACUCAAGGUUCACCGGAGGACCGGCCGACAAUGGCGGAAGUUGUGAACCUACUACAUGGAGAAGGGCUAGCAGAUAGGUGGGCAGAGUGGAUGCAGCUUGAAGAGGUAAGAGAUCAGGAGGUGUCCCUUCUUUGUCACCAAUUUGUUUGGGGAGAAGAGUCAAGUCAUGAUCAAGAAGCCAUACAGUUAUCUAAAGCCAGAUAGAAAGGGAAAGAAGCCAUUGACAUUCUCCAUUUUUGAAAAGGUGAUCAGUGUUGUUGUUCUGCUGUAUAUAAGGUUAUUGGUCGGGGAGCUGGAAACCUAGGACAGAGUAGCUCUGUGUUGUCUGGCCCUCACUGUUGGCUGCAUGUGUGUCUGAAAAAACAUUGAGCAGAUGGACAUGUCGUUGUGAAUUGUGAUAGCAAGAACUUUAGGAAACAAUAUAUAGAUAUGGUGAGCUUGUGAGACUGCUAAAAGUAGCAUUCUAUACAUAUAAUACUUUGUUUUUGUAUG